CUUCCGUUUCAUGGGCGUUAACAAAAGGGGAUCCUCUUGCCGCGUGCGCUCUCGCGCCGUGUUUAGCGGUACUGUUACACUACAUUUCUCAUGUUUUGCUGGUUUAUUUACUGCUAGUUUCGGUGGAAAUGGAGGCGUUUAAUCAACUUCUGUUGGAGUAUCCCGAGCUAAUGUACAGCGGGGUCGGAGCUACAGCGGUCGUCGCCGGCGGAGCGCUGAUAUACAAGAUUCUCACCAGGAAGAAGCCGACCCAUGCAAACGUGAACUGCUGGUUCUGUAAUCAGAACACAGUGGUGCCCUAUGGGAACAGGAACUGCUGGGACUGUCCCAACUGUGACCAGUAUAAUGGCUUCCAGGAGAAUGGGGAUUACAACAAACCCAUCCCAGCUCAGUACAUGGAGCACCUGAACCAUGGAGUAUCUGGUGGCCUUCCCUCAUCUGAGACACCCAAGGCUCUGCAGUUUGUCAACUGUCAGAUGCUGCUCUGCAGGAAGUGCAAUACCAAUCAGUCUGUAAAGAUCAAGCAGUUGGCCUCAUUUAUCCCAAGGGACGAUGAGAACUACGAUGAGGAAAUUGAGGCUUACAAGCACCACCUUGAGCAGACCUACAAGUUAUGCAGGCCAUGUCAGACAGCUGUGGAGUACUACAUCAAAUAUCAAAACAGGCAACUUCGAACAGUGCUCCUAAACCAUCAGCUUCGACGCAGCCGGGAAUCCGACAAGGGCUUUGUAAAGAGCUCCUAUUCUACUUCUUCUCCCAUGGGGGUCAUCCUCUUACGGGUCCUCGGCUUCCUGAUAUGUGCUUUCCUAGUUUCCACAUUUUUCGGUGAAUUGCCGGACCAGCAUACUUCAACCAGUGGCCCGCAGACACUAAGUGGCGGGGUCAUUCCACCAAAGCCCAAGCCCUCCAACGAAUCCACCCCCGACAAAGAAAGAAGUGGAGGCGUGCCUGUGUGGCAGAGUCUGCUGGGGCUGAUCCCAGACAAGGCUCAAGAAAAUGCCAAGCUGGUGUGGCAGUUCGGAAGAGACAACCAGCUGGCUGUAGUCUCUGUUGGCCUGUUGACUUGUCUCACUGCUAUCUUCUUUGCAGGGCCUGUGAGGUUGAGGAGAAUUGAUGCGGUGGCCUCUGUCCUGUGGUUCGUCAUCCUGUGCCUCUACCUGGCUGAGAGCUACUUUACUGCUGCCUUGGACUGGAUGGACACAGCCAAGCUCAGUGCCUCAUCCCUCUGCUGCCUUGUCAGCUUUGCUGCUGCUGUGGCAACUCGCAAACCGCUGGGUCCAAGAAGAGCCCGAUAUCGAAGAUACCUUGCAGGUAGCUCUGCAGCCCCCCCGUUCAGCAGCCAGUCUCCUUUCCUGUCUCCUGACCUGGCAGACUCCUUCAUCCCCACCCCGCCCCCCAACCUCUCACAGCUCAUCAACCGCCAACAGAGUCCUCGCGAGCGCAAGGCGUCCCCCUCCUCUUUGCCUGGGCGCCUCAACAGAGCCCUCAGCCUCGGCACGAUCCCCUCCCUCAGCAGGACAGAUUCUGGUUACCUGUUCAGUGGAAGCAGACCAGCUUCACAGUACAAAGACUCCCCCUCUUCAGACUACUUCUCCCUGAAGUCUGGGAGCCGCCCAUCAUCCCCAGGCCCCUCUCCAACUCCUUCAGUAGCCGGGUCGGUUACAUCCAGUUCAGGUUCUGCCAGACAUCGGCGCCCCCUCAUCAGCCCUGCACGCCUCAACAUCAGCGGCCAGAGGCUCCGGCUUUUUUCAACAGAGCCGGAACCCACACUCAUGUCCCCACCUGUGUCUCCGUCACACUUCCUCGUGGAGCAGAGCUCUUCCAUCUACAGCGGCUGCUUUUCACAUGACAUAUCACCCUUCCAAAGCCAAAAUGAUUUGAGUUCUUUGUUAAGAGACGGCACAGUGAUUGAAGAGGAUGAGAGGCGGGGCAGCUCCUCAGAGUCCUCAGCAUGCCUGGUUGGUACAACUACACAGGGGCUGGAGAGCACCCCUCCUCCGAAAGGUUUUGUGAGGCGUCUCAUCUGGCCGGGCCUUUUGCUGAUGAGCCUGGCUUCAAACCUGUUGUUUGCCGGCCUCUAUGCCUACCAUAACUGGGGAUGAAAGGUUCUUGAGUCUACUGCUGCUGUUCUCUUGUGAUCUGCACAGAGUAAGUUGGCCUCUGUCGAGUCCAUUGACCUGAAGGUCACUCAGCAACACCAGAAAACAUCAUCUUUCUGGCAGUUACUUCUUGGGGUGAACACAGAUGUCAGCUGACAGAUUUUCAGCACCAUACCUCCAUGCGAUUGGAGUUUCAAGACGACAGUAUGGUAAAAAUUGAAAAUCAAGUGAUUCAUGACGGCUUGAAAAAAUAUUUUGGCUUCUGUGGCAUGGCCUUGUUUUGCCUUGGUUUGUCAUUGCUCCUCUGUGAACACAGGUGCAUGUGUAAUUGAUUUAAAAGGCUCAAGUGUUGUACUGAUGCUUGUUGGCAUUUUAAAUACUGGUCUGUGAAAUGUGCAAUCGUCAUGUACUGUUCAGUCAAUAGUGCUCAGACACAGAGGGUCGUGUCUUAUCUACUUACUGUGACUGUGUAGCGUACAUCGAAUCUCCCAAGUGGAGAAUGCUUUUUUGUUAGCCAAAAAUUUGAGAACAUACAGGAGCAUGUUAUGCCGUGCUGUAUUGAUGCAGUUUUGAAAUUUGUACAGUUUCUUUGUAGUGUCACAUUUUCACAAUGCUGGUGUUUUCCAUUGCCUUUUCUAUGUAUAUUCAGCUGGGACAGAGUGGUUUGUCAAACUCUGUCCUGAUGUUUUGUUACACGGUUUCAAGCCAACAUUUUUAAUAUUAAAGUCAUAUAUAUCUCAUAACAAAUGACACAUUUUGCAGUCGGUCACUACAGAAAUAAACUGUUUAAUGUUCUGUUAUAUCUUAUAGAUAUCGUGUUCACAGCUCGUUUGUUAGGGGUAGAACUCCUAAGCUAAGUGCAAUAUAAAAAGUUGUUGCUUCCAAUUUUUAACAAGAAAUGUUCAUAUUUAUAUGAUAUUUACAAAAGAAAGGCUUCUGAUAGAUUUACUUCUAACUGGGCUGUGAACAGUUUUUUCCUGUAUAACUUUUAGUCAAACACCUGCAUAUUAAAUUGAAAUGAUUAUGCACUUGUUUUUCCUUUGUGUUUGAUUGUGUUGUAUUUUUGAAUUGUUCUGUUGUAGAUGAAGAGCACAGAUUUUUGAUUAUUGUACGUGUAUGUUGAACAUGAAAGUAAAAAGUUGUACAUUUUGGUCAUGUGUAAGAUAUGUGUAAACAGUUUACAGUUGGCCUAUUUCGCUUUUUUGUGUAAAAGUCACAUGUUGUUAAACGUUUGGAUGUUAAUUUUCACAUUGUUGACUCAACGUGCACUUGAGUAUCUACUGGGUCAUGUGGUUUUCUCACACACCUAAUGCAAAUUUUAAUUUGUCUUCAUUUAAAAUGCAUUUGCCAGUUUUUGUUUGUUUGUUUUUCUUUUUUUUUUUUUUUGAAAGUUAUGUUGAGCCAAAGUAUUAUUGAAACUAAUGUAAAAGAGAAUUUCCUGAGAAAACUGAAACUUGCUACUGAAAGAAAUGUAAAUGACUGGGAAUUGUCCAGUGAUAGUUGAGAAAACUAUCAGAAGACAAUUAUGAAUAAUAGUUAUUGAAUACUAUUGUGACCUCUGACAUACUGUAUAGACUUUUUUGUACUUGAUGUGUAACCUGGUGUCUUCGUUGAGGAAUAAUGCACAUGUUGAAUUUUCCCGAAUGAGUCAAACCUGAAUGUUUCUUCAGUUAAAGAUUAAUUUAAUUUAUUUCUGAAUUUAAAUUCAAAGUGGAGUUGAAGAAUAUUGUCCUUUUUCCUCUGGAUUUCACAUCACCACGGUGUCAAAUUAUGAGUCUCUGACUAGAAGAUUUAAUUAAUAGUCUGUUAAUUCUUUUCACUGAUUGAAGGGUUGUUAUGCCACUGUGUUCUGCAAUGCAAAUGUUUGUCUGCAAAAGCUGUUUGGUCUGUGUGAUUGUAAGAAACAACAUUGCCUUGUUUCAUCUGGACCCAUACUUUUUUAAUAAAGUAUUUUUUUUCUCCUAA
Acanthopagrus latus (yellowfin seabream) is the source of this 4064-nucleotide messenger RNA. RefSeq names its product transmembrane protein 201 (gene tmem201). Lineage: Eukaryota; Metazoa; Chordata; Actinopteri; Spariformes; Sparidae. Gene Ontology annotation, molecular function: actin filament binding; lamin binding. The record is from RefSeq and is a predicted model, not a curated record. Gene Ontology annotation, biological process: nuclear migration along microtubule. Gene Ontology annotation, cellular component: nuclear inner membrane. The transcript is spliced from 11 exons. Bases 129 to 2102 code for a protein of 657 amino acids.